Molecule: messenger RNA, 2817 nt
Organism: Drosophila grimshawi
Lineage: Eukaryota; Metazoa; Arthropoda; Insecta; Diptera; Drosophilidae
Gene: PIG-N
Product: GPI ethanolamine phosphate transferase 1
Exons: 2
Coding region: 61-2703 (880 amino acids)
Biological process (GO): GPI anchor biosynthetic process
Cellular component (GO): endoplasmic reticulum membrane
Molecular function (GO): mannose-ethanolamine phosphotransferase activity
Source: RefSeq, a predicted model, not a curated record
GCGAUUUUGUCAACAGCUGAUGGGAGUAUUUUAGUUUUGUUUGUUUGUUUGUUUGUGGAAAUGUGGGUUGUUUACGCAUUGGUGUUGCAUUUACUGCUGCUGGGAUCCAUAUUUGUGAUAUACUUUCGGUCACCAGUCAUUGAAGGUCUGCAACCACAGGCAGCAUUGAAUGUAGAGCCACCAGCUAAUCGCCUUGUGCUGAUUGUCACUGAUGGAUUGCGGGCUGAGUCAUUCUUCGCUGAGAAUUGCGGCAAUGUGCCGCACUUGCGCAAGAUAUUCAUGCGGGAAGGCAUUGUUGGCAUAUCGCGCACCCGCGUGCCGACAGAAUCGCGGCCCGGCCACAUAGCAUUGAUAGCCGGACUGUACGAGGAUCCGUCAGCAGUGACACGCGGCUGGAAGGAGAAUCCGAUUGAAUUCGAUACGGUAUUCAAUCGCAGCGAGCAAACGUACGCCUGGGGUGCCCACGAUGUCCUCCAUAUAUUCGAGAAGCUUGCCGAUAGCGGCCGGCCCAUGUAUUUCGAUGCCUAUAAUCACGAUUUGGAUUUUUCCGGUCAGCACAAGACUUACAAGCAGGAUGAGUGGGUAUUUGACAGGGUUCGCUUGCUGCUGAACCGAAAACGGGAGGAGCUGCGCAACGCCAAGAAGAUUGUGUUCUUCCUACAUCUGCUCGGUCUCGAUACCGCUGGGCAUGUCCACAAGCCAGGCACGCCUCUAUUCCUGGAGAAUUUGAAGUUUACGGAAGAGGAAAUCUAUAAGAUUUAUCAGAGAUUUGAGGAGACAUUUCCCGAUAACCGAACUGCCUAUUUGCUGACCUCAGAUCACGGCAUGACGGACUCGGGAUCUCAUGGUGCUGGCGCUGCUUAUGAAACUGACACACCCUUCAUGCUCUGGGGUGCUGGUGUCGCUCGUAGUGCCAACACCGGCAUCACAUUUACGGCCAACGCUGAAGGCUUGGAGUUGCCGCUGCGCGAACUGGAACAGGCACAGCUAACGCCCCUAAUGUCCGCCUUAAUUGGUCUGCCGCCGCCAAUGAACAACUUUGGCAUAUUGCCUUUGGCCUACAUGAGCGCUGGCGACAAAUAUGAGGCGUUGGCAGCGCACAGCAAUGCGCUGCAGUUGCUCGCCCAAUAUAAGCGUCUGCAGGAGCAGCACAAGCGUGGAAUAUUGGCGCCCUUUUUAAACAGUUUCGAGCAACUGACCUCGUUGGAGAUCAAUGCAUAUAUGGCCAACACGGCAGCUGAAUUGCGGCUGAACGAAUUUAAAGAAUCGCUGAUCAACACGAACAUCAUUAUGAAAUUGGCUUUGCAGGGUAUCGAUUACUAUCAUGGAUACUAUCGCAAUUGGCUGCUGAUAUGCACCACAUUCACAUUCCUCGGCUGGAUUUUGUAUUUAUAUCGCCUGCUCACCCAUAAUCGGACAACAUCAAACAAGGAAGCUAAGCAGAAAUCCCGUGCGACGGUUCCCCUCUAUUUAGCAGCUAUGCUGCUGAUUGUCUUUGUUGUGGUGCAACGUGUUCCCAUCUCUGUUGGAUUUUAUUUGCUGCUGCCGCUGAUCGUCUGGAUGCUGGUGAUGCGACAAGGCAACCAUAGCACUGUCGCCGUUAGAGUUUACUCGCAAACAUCAGUUACUCGUGGAGCACCGCCUUCCUGGGCUCAGCUGCUGUUGCUCAUUGCUUGCGCGGAGCUGCUGGUCUUCACCUUCUUCGAGCGUCGUCUGAUCUCGCUGUGUUUCCUUGCCUUUAAUGGCUACAGAAGCUGGGGCAACUUAAAACCCAACACGCUGGAGUUCUACAAAUGGCUGUUCCUGGUAAUCACGCUCAGUUGUUUCCCUCUGCUACCGCUCUCGGUGGGUUACCAGAAUAACUAUUUGCUGCUGGCUGGCAUUCUGCUCCUGUUGCUCCGUGCAUUUCUGAGCCGUGAGAGGUGGAGCUACAGUUGGCACACCAAGUUGUGCAAUGCUCUGAUAUUGAUCAACACCACAGUGUGUAUCUAUUUGCAUAGUCACCAGUUAGCUGUGCCGCUUCCACUUAAACUUUUCAGUUGGCUCUAUUUAGUGUACGCCAUCUUGUCCAUUCAUCUCAGCAAGGAGACGUCGUUGGAGGUGCGUUUGGCGCAGAUUACCUAUAAUUUCGGAACGCUCUACGCUCUGUUGUGCAUGUCAUAUGAGGCACUGUUUAUCCAGCUGCUGACUAUGGAACUGGUAGCUUCGCUGGGAGCGCAGUGUGCAGCGGAAUUAUUUGAGCAUAAGUCACUGCAGUCAUCAGUACGCUUGGCAUUUACCAUUCUACUCUACACAUUCUUCUCGCUCUUCGGCAGCGGGAACAUUGCAUCGAUCAGUUCGUUCGACCCAAAUGUUGCACGCUGUUUCCUUAGUCACUUUGCGCCGUUUGUGAUCAUGUCGCUGGUGCUGCUCAAGCUCCUGCUGCCUGUGGUGCUUAAUCUGGCCAUUGUGUACACCAACAGCGAGUAUGCCCGUCAGCAGGAACAACAAAUCUUCAUUUGCCUGCUGCUCAUCUGUGAUAUCAUGGGUCUCAACUUUUUAUUUCUCGUGCGCAAUACGGGCUCCUGGCUGGAAAUCGGAUCGUCAAUAUCCCAUUUCGUUAUCAUGGAGGUGACGACGCUGGUGCUGUUACUUCUCGCCUAUGCAGCCAAGUGGCUGCUGCGUCCGAAAAACGGCGAUCGCGCUGAAUGCAAACUGAACUGAUAUACAAAAAACGUAUACAAGUUAAAUAUAAUUGAAUAUUUAAAUGUAUUAUGUAUCUUAAUAUAAUAUUUUAAGCAUACUUUUAGGCAGACAAAUAAAAACAAAUGUUUAGAA